Messenger RNA from Chanos chanos (milkfish), 2250 nucleotides. RefSeq names its product sp3a transcription factor (gene sp3a). Gene Ontology annotation, molecular function: DNA-binding transcription factor activity, RNA polymerase II-specific; RNA polymerase II cis-regulatory region sequence-specific DNA binding. Gene Ontology annotation, biological process: regulation of transcription by RNA polymerase II. The record is from RefSeq and is a predicted model, not a curated record. Lineage: Eukaryota; Metazoa; Chordata; Actinopteri; Gonorynchiformes; Chanidae.
UCGCAGCCCGCCUCCGAUUAAUAUAAUCAUGUUUGGCGUGUAAUUAAAUCGAGAUUUUUCCAAAUUAAACCUAUUCACACAAUGACUGCGCCUGAGCAGCCAGUGAAACAAGAGGAAAUGGCUGCCUUAGACGUGGACAGCAGUCAAAGCGACUUUCUGCAGCAAGACUGUAGCAGAGGAGAUCAGGACACUCCGCCGUCAUCGCUCGAUCUGCUGGCAGCCACCUGCAGCAAGAUCGGGUCGCCCUGCUCUGAGGGCGACAACGGUGCUGCCGCUGUAGUGACAACAGAUCUCACAUCAGCUCAAUUAGCAGGGACAACGGAUAGCUGGGAAACAUUAACUCCCACAUCAACUGUGAAAGAGGAACCAGGAAUAGUUCACAUCCCGAGCACGGGGAUAGUGACAACCAAUGGACAAUAUGUUCUUCCUCUCCAAAGCCUUCAAAGCCAGUCCAUUUUUGUGACGUCAGGAACGGACACAAGCGCCAACGCAGUGCCUAAUAUCCAGUACCAAGUGAUCCCUCAGCUGCAGACUGUCGAUGGGCAGCUGGGUUUUUCCACCUCCGCCGUGGACGGCGCCUCUCUGGGCCAGGAUGGCAUGGGGCAGAUCCAGAUCCUGCCCGACGGGCAGAGCAUAAGUGUGUCGGGCACAUCGUCGGCAGACAUCCUCACCAACACGCAGAACCUCAUGUCACAGACCGGAAAGGUCCAGCAGAUCCAGGGAGUUUCACUGAGCAGCUCCACCUUCAACAGCCAGGGUCAAGUUGUCACUAAUGUGCCUGUGGGUUUGCCCGGUAACAUAACCUUUGUACCCAUUAACAGUGUGGAUCUGGACUCACUGGGACUGUCUGGAGCCCAGACGAUAGCCACGGGCGUCACGGCCGACGGGCAGCUGAUCAUGACGGGUCAGACUGUGGAAUCUUCGGAGAGCUCAGAUAAGUCGGGAGAACAGCAGGCUUCACAAACGACUCUCUCAGUCGGCGACGCCACUGCGGCCCAUGACGUGUUCGUGCCUACCACGUCCUCGUCCCAGCUGCCGGCCACCAUAGAUGGCACCGGCGUGCUGACGCAGGCCACGGCGGUCUCCGCGGUGACGGAGCAAGAGGGCUACCUCAGUCAGGGUCAGAACCAGAGCGUGCAGGUCAGCUCUGCUCAGCCUGUGGUCCAGCUGCAGCAGGUCCCCAUCCAGACCAGCGAAGGCCAGGGGAUCCAGCAGCCUGGCCAGCCCCUGCAGAACAUCCAGCUAAUCAACCCGGGAACCUUCCUGAUCCAGGCACAGACGGUCACGCCCUCCGGGCAGAUCCAGUGGCAGACCUUCCAAGUCCAGGGCGUGCAAAACCUUCAGAAUCUCCAGCUCCAGACGGCGCCGCCCCAGCAGAUCACGCUGGCCCCGGUCCAGACGCUGUCUCUGGGCGCGGGCUCGGGCCAGGUCAGCAUCAGCUCAGGGCAGAUCCCCAACCUGCAGACGGUCACCGUCAACUCUGUGGACCAGUCUGCCAUUCAGUUCCAUCAGACGGAGGAGACAGGCAGUCCCGGAGAUAUUCAGAUAAAGGAGGAGCCAGACUCAGAGGAGUGGCAGCUGGGUGGUGACUCCACACUCAACACCAGUGACCUGUCUCACCUGCGCGUGCGUCUCGUGGACGAGGAGGGAGACGGGAUGGGGCAGGAGGGCAAGAGACUGCGUAGGGUUGCCUGCACCUGCCCCAACUGCAAGGAGUCAGGAGGAAGGGGCUCUAACAUGGGGAAGAAGAAGCAGCACAUCUGUCACAUUGCGGGCUGUGGGAAGGUGUAUGGGAAGACCUCACACCUGCGGGCACACCUGCGCUGGCACUCCGGGGAGCGCCCCUUUGUCUGCACCUGGAUGUACUGUGGCAAGAGAUUUACACGCAGUGAUGAGCUGCAGAGGCACCGGAGAACACACACAGGAGAGAAGAAGUUUGUGUGUCCGGAAUGUUCCAAGCGUUUCAUGCGCAGUGACCACUUGGCUAAACACAUUAAGACUCACCAGAAUAAAAAGGCUCUGACGUCUGGGAGCGCGGUGGUCUCCAGCGCCGAGUCCGUCACCUCCUCUGACAGCGUCAUCACGGCCACGGGUGGCACCACACUCAUCCUCACCAACAUCCAGCCGGGCGGAGUCCAGGGCCUGGCCACUGUCACCGCCACCAAUGCCCAGGAGCUGCUGGCCAACGCUGAAAUCCCAUUGCAGCUGGUCACCGUGUCUGCCAGCGAGGCCAUGGAGUGACCCCCCCCC